This is a messenger RNA of Nothoprocta perdicaria, 3392 nucleotides long. It is a transcript of the gene PARD6B, whose product is annotated as par-6 family cell polarity regulator beta. The record is from RefSeq and is a predicted model, not a curated record. Gene Ontology annotation, molecular function: protein kinase C binding. Lineage: Eukaryota; Metazoa; Chordata; Aves; Tinamiformes; Tinamidae. The transcript has 3 exons. Bases 1 to 1116 code for a protein of 371 amino acids. Gene Ontology annotation, cellular component: apical plasma membrane; nucleus; cell cortex. Gene Ontology annotation, biological process: centrosome cycle; regulation of cellular localization; establishment or maintenance of cell polarity.
AUGAGCCGGCCUCAGCGCGGCGCCGCGGGCAGCCGCGGCCUCGGCACCAUGGAGGUGAAGAGCAAGUUUGGAGCAGAAUUUCGACGAUUUUCUCUGGAAAGAUCAAAACCUGGAAAGUUUGAGGAGUUCUAUGGAUUACUGCAGCAUGUGCACAAGAUACCAAAUGUUGAUGUCUUAGUGGGAUAUACGGACAUUCAUGGAGACCUGCUGCCUAUCAAUAAUGAUGACAAUUACCAUAAAGCAGUUUCUACAGCCAAUCCUCUACUCAGGAUUUUCAUUCAAAGAAAAGAAGAUGCGGACUACAGUGCCUUUGGUACAGACACUAUGACAAGGAAGAAAAAUGUCUUGGCGAAUGUGUUGCGUCCAGACAACCACAGGAAGAAACCCCACAUUGUCAUUAGCAUGCCUCAAGACUUCAGGCCUGUGUCUUCUAUCAUAGACGUAGAUAUUCUUCCAGAAACCCAUCGUAGGGUGCGACUUUACAAAUACGGAACCGACAAACCACUGGGAUUCUACAUACGAGAUGGCUCCAGCGUCAGAGUAACGCCACAAGGACUGGAGAAAGUUCCAGGAAUUUUCAUAUCCAGACUUGUCCCUGGAGGUCUGGCUCAAAGUACAGGCUUGCUGGCUGUUAAUGAUGAAGUACUGGAGGUGAAUGGGAUAGAAGUUUCAGGAAAGAGCCUUGAUCAGGUUACAGACAUGAUGAUUGCCAACAGCCGUAACCUGAUCAUUACAGUAAGGCCCGCAAACCAGAGAAACAAUGUGGUCAGGAACAGUCGGACUUCUGGCAGCUCUGGUCAGUCUACUGAAUCCAGCCUUCCAAGUAGCACACCUAAUAUUGUAACAAACUUCUUGCAAGGAGAAGAGGAGAGCGAUGAAGAGGACAUUAUCAUUGAAGACAGCGGUGAGCCACAGCAGAUUCCAAAAGCUGUCCGUACCAGUGAAAGCCUGGAGUCGUUGUCACAAAUGGAACUUCUUCAUGAGUCCACGCAGAAUGGCUUCCUUCCUUCCAGCGAGACAAACUUGAAUCAUUCAGCAGGCAGCAUUAGCAUAGAAUAUGAAGAACAGCAUCCAGAUCAUAAAUCAUUGGAAGAUGGAACUAUAAUAACACUAUGAAGUUACAUAGGUGUACUUUGUAUUAACUGAGAAUGCCAUAUAUGUUUUAAUUUGGCUUAAUAUGUAAUACAUUUUAUACCUCUCCACCUACUGAGCACUGCAAUUAGACUUAAAGAAAAAAAAAUGGAGAUGAGAAGUUUGAAGUUAUGUAAGUUGACUAACUUCAGCUAAUUCUGCACUUCGAUGUAAAUACAUCAUGAAGAUAAAAUUGGCAACCAACUGGAACUGGAUGAGGAAAAUUUUAUAUUGAAAAUGAAGGAUAGCUAAGAGAUAGCUUGUAGAUACCUACAAGCUUCUCUUGUAGGUACUUGAUUGUCUAUGUGGAAUGCUAUUGAUUCUAUAGAAGCAAAUUUCCCUUUGUGUGUGAGGUUGUUUUUUCUAAUGUACUGUGGUUUCCUAUUCAACUGAAGUGCUGCUUUAGCCUCCUCAUUGCUGUUUGGGGCUGCUGUCUUUGUGCUGGUUGCACUGCGUGGCUCUGUAUCUGGAAGUGGAAGAACAGACAGGAGGGGACGUAAGAAGAGAUGUCCUUGAUAAUUCUGACUGAUUCACUGACCAGCAUGUAUAGAGUAGUGGUCUGCAGGUAGACAGCAGUUGCGUUGCAAGCAGGGGCUGCUCAAGAUGAUUGCCCCUUUGGAAGUGAAUGUGCAACACCAGGCUCCUUAGUCACUCACCUUUAUGUUUCUAAUCUGUCUUGCAUGGCCAGGUAAACUCACUUUUAAUUACACUAUAAUUUGUAAAUUUGAAAUGUGAAAGUCUUAACACUAGUGUGUCUUGAAGACUUGUUUUCAUUUUAGUUUACAGUAUUUAAGGAUACUGUAAUUAGUAACUAAAUCAAAUGAUAAACUUUAAAGAAAUUAAAGGUAAACUUAAUACUAUGGAAAUAACACACAUGGGAUAUACCAUGUGACUAUGCCACAGUCCUCACAGAAGCUGUUAAGUUUGUUUGAGAGAGUGAAAAUUAUAUGAAAAGAUGACUUAAGACCCGAACAGGUUAGAGCAGCUUGAGCCUGUGUGGCAUUAACAUUAUUCAUUAUAGUGACCUAAUUGUACAUGCUCACCUUGCUGUGCACCACUGGCUGGGUAUUCUGAUAUUACAGAGUUACUACACUGGAAAAUAAUACACUGCUGACAAAAUCCUGAUACUGAAAUGCAGGUGUGUAAUGUGCUGCAGACUUGCAUGGAGAGCUGCAGGGGAGGCUUGGGACAUUCUUUCCCUCUCAGUCCUGUCUCGCUGCUGUGGCCCAAGCUGGGGCUGGGAAAUGGAAGAUUCGAACUGAAAGGGCUGGGGAGAAACAUGGGUGAAGUGUCUGAGCAAGGAUCCUGCAGCCCAAGUCAGCUCCGAUGGGCAGGGAGGAUGCAGCAGCCUGUGCUGUGCCCAGAGGCAAUAGUCUGUGUUCCUCUGGGGUGGAGGGUGGAAUGGAGGGAGACAGAAACCCCUUUCUCCCCCUCACCUCAGUCUGUCUCGGGAAAGCAUCUACCUCUGUUAACUUUCUUAAUGUAAGACUAACUGUAUGUGUAACGCUAAGCAUUUAUAAAACCUCCUAUAGCACRCUGGAGGUUAGAACUGAUGCAGACCAAGUUAUUCUUAGUUUAAUUCUGAUAAAUGCAGGUUUUAAGUUCAUAAUACUUUAUGAAUAGCUUUUUUUUCCCCCCAAGCUGUCAGUAAUACCGAAUUUUGAGUGCUGCAGACUUCCAAGAAAGGCUGUCUUCUAUCAGAUUAAUGCCUUUUCUGAUUUAUGGAGAACUAGCAUAAUGGAUAAUGGAAUAUUUUUCAUUAUGGAAAUGAAAACAAUGGAAAACAGAUUAGAGUUCUACUUAGUCCAUUUUGUUAGUGGCGUUAUCAGAUUAUGUACAAUAGACCCUGAAUUUUUUUUAACAUGAGCAAAUAUUGUAAAGUUUUAGACUUAGUUUGAUAAUAAUCUUUAACUUGAAAUAUUCAUUUGAUAUGAAAAGAGGAAAAUGGAUAUGGUUUAUAUGUUCUGCAACAUAAAAUUUAAAUAUAUUUUCUGUGAGUGCUGCUCUAACACUUCCAUUACUCAAGGAAGAAUGUUUACUCUUAAAUAUCUUUUUUCCCUUUAUCAAAGGACUUUCCUUCCUGUAUGAAAUCAUCAGCGGAGGGCAACUUUGAUAUAUUAGGCUAGUUUGCACUUCUGUGCCUUCUGUUUACUUGAAUGUAUUGGGAAUAAUCAAAGUAAUAAAGGCACUUGGAUARGCAGAGAAUGAGAGCCAGAGAUGCAGAAGACAAAGUGGCAGUGCACGCAGUGAAGGCAGAAUGU